Vigna umbellata (rice bean) is the source of this 1337-nucleotide messenger RNA. The record is from RefSeq and is a predicted model, not a curated record. Lineage: Eukaryota; Viridiplantae; Streptophyta; Magnoliopsida; Fabales; Fabaceae.
UUGUUAACAACAUAUGCUUCUCCAAAAAGAUAUCCUUUUUUCAGUAACUUUGAACAUGUCAAUCUUUGCAUGGAUUUUCUUCUUCUACAUUUUGUGUCUCUGAUUUCCUUAAAUGCACACACUUGGGAUAUUGACUCAAUCUCGACCAAAUGGCUUAGUAGUCCCAGAUGCUAGCUUGUUCCCAGUGAAAUUACCUUCAGAUGUUAUUAAGCUAAUGGAAAUUGGACUUAAAAAUAGAGCCAUUGCUGCAACUGCUAUGAAUGAACGAAGUAGUCGUUCUCACAGUGUUGUCUCAGUUCACGUUACCGGGAAGGACUUAAAGACUGGUUGCACUAUGGCUGGUAAUCUUCAUUUGGUAGAUUUGGCUGGAAGUGAAAGAGUAGAUCGUUCUGAAGUAAUUGGGGAUAGGCUCAAAGAAGCACAGCAUAUAAACAGAUCACUAGCUGCCCUUGGAGAUGUUAUUUUUUCCCUUUCUCAAAAGAGCUCUCAUGUACCAUACAGAAACAGCAAGCUUACUCAACUUCUACAAACUUCUCUUGGUGGUCAAGCAAAGACGCUCAUGUUCGUCCAAAUCAAUUCAGACGUAAGUUCAUAUUCUGAAACUCUGAGCACUUUAAAGUUUGCUGAGAGGGUUUCUGGAGUUGAAUUAGGAGCUGCACGAAGUAACAAAGAGGGCAAAGACUUUAGAGAAAUGAUGGAACAGGUGUCUUCUUUGAAGAGCUCUAUUUUGGCAAAAGAUGAGGAGAUUGAGAGGCUUCAAGCCAUGAAAGGUUUAGCUGGUAGCAGAGUUAAGCGAAAUAUAAUUCCACGAAGUAGAAGUAGUAUCCAGUUACAAUCUGCUAGCCCCCAACCAAUUGAUGAUCAUGCACAACAAAAUGAUUUUGUUGCAACUGCAGAAACUUCAGGAUGUACAGAUUCUGAUUUUGACGGAAGAUCAAGUGAUUUUUCUGACGGUGGUGUUGCUGCAGGCACAGAAACUGAUGGUUCUGAAAAUUCCAGUCUCACUGAAGUCCCAAAACCACCAUCAGAGAAGAUGUCUAAAGGACUUCGCAGAACUGUUCAAGCGAUGAGGAAAUUUGGCCGAACUUCAUCAAACACAAUCCCUACAAUCCCCACCGCCGGCCCAGUAAAGGAACCAGUGAAGAAGUCAUCAAGUAUUAAAAAAAGCAUGAGUAUAGGCACCCUUAAGCCUCCAAAACUGUGGAAGUAAAGUAGGAAGCAGAAGCGACAAUUCAUAUUUCACUUUCACUCUUUGACCACCGUGUAAAUAUUUCAUUGGUAUGCAAUAGUUUACUUUUUUUUAGUCAUGUUGGUGACACUUUUGAGGGUAUUUGCAU